Messenger RNA from Apis mellifera (honey bee), 1175 nucleotides. RefSeq names its product odorant binding protein 17 (gene Obp17). The record is from RefSeq and is marked provisional. Gene Ontology annotation, molecular function: odorant binding. NCBI's taxonomy places the organism in Eukaryota, Metazoa, Arthropoda, Insecta, Hymenoptera, Apidae.
UUAGUUCUCGUUGGAUGUAAUUCAAGUGCAUUCGAGUCUGUAUCUUUAUUUUGAAUCACAUUUAAAAAAAAAAAAAAUGAAAACGAUCGUAAUUAUUUCUGCUAUUUGCGUUUGCGUUAGUGCAAUGACACUUGACGAAUUAAAAUCCGGACUACAUACUGUGCAGUCAGUUUGCAUGAAAGAAAUUGGCACUGCUCAACAAAUAAUAGAUGACAUUAAUGAGGGCAAGAUCAAUAUGGACGACGAAAAUGUUUUAUUAUUCAUUGAAUGUACGAUGAAAAAAUUCAAUGUUGUUGAUGAGAAUGCAAAUUUCAAUGAAAAAAUUUCUAGCGAUAUUGUGAGAGCAGUUUUAAACGAUAAUGAAGCUGAUCAAUUACUUGCCGAAUGUUCACCUAUUUCUGAUCCCAAUGCACUUAUAAAAAUUAGUAAGAUAUUAGAGUGCUUUUUUAAAUAUAAAACAAUAAAUCAGAUACUAAAUUCUUAAAUAUUCAAUUAUCAAGAGGAUUAUUCAGGAUACGACAACAUACUUACUUUUUUAUUUUUAUAAUUGAUUAUUCUAUUUACUUUAAUUAAUUAAAAUAUAUUUGAAGUUUUUUUUAAAUAAAUUGUUAUAUAUGGUUACUUAACUAUGGUUUAAGUUUUUGCUUAUCUAUUUAGCUUGAAUUAAGCUUCUCCGUUUUUCUAAAUUUUUAUAUUUUUAUUACUCACUUGAUGUAGUAGGUAAUUAUCUAUUAUCAAAAUUUUGUUUACUUCGUAUCUAUUUCGAAAUUCUUUUAUAUUAUAAUUGAGAACUAUUCAAUUCUAUUCUAAAAUAAAUUAUUCUGUUAUUUAUAAAAAUUAUCAAAAUAUAUAAUAUUUUAGAUUAACAUUGUAAUUUUAAUUGCGAAUUAUUAAUAAAAUACAAAAUAGAUUUAUCAUUUGAAGAGACUUAAAUAGAAUUGAUUGAGUUAUUAUUAUAGAUCAUUUAGAAAUUAUGUUUUUGAUUCUAGGUAGACUAAGAAAAUCGGUCAAAUAAUGAUGAAACUAAUUGUUUAUAUUGGUUUUCAUCCUUUACUAUUAUGAUUAUAUAUAUCGUUUAUUAUGAUUAUAAUAUUUAUGUCUGAUUUCUGAUUUAUAUUUAAAUUUUAAAUAAAUUUUAUAAGAAAAUGAAUUAAUAAAUGAUAUUAAUUAAUGAC